Messenger RNA from Bombyx mori (domestic silkworm), 4853 nucleotides. It is a transcript of the gene crm, whose product is annotated as protein cramped. Gene Ontology annotation, cellular component: nucleus. The transcript is spliced from 25 exons. Gene Ontology annotation, biological process: pattern specification process. Gene Ontology annotation, molecular function: chromatin binding. The record is from RefSeq and is a predicted model, not a curated record. Bases 819 to 4661 code for a protein of 1280 amino acids. Lineage: Eukaryota; Metazoa; Arthropoda; Insecta; Lepidoptera; Bombycidae.
CGCGAGGAGUGAAGUUGUGUGAUUUGUUUUAUUUGGUCUAUUUAGUGUUUCUUCGGGCUUAAAUGUGUAAUAAUGGUGGUUUAUUAACUGUUUAAUAUCUGUGAAAGUGCACAAAUGUGGGAAAAUGAAACAAUAUCGCUGGACGUAGCUUCUCGGGCUCCUCCAAAAAGUCCACUGAAAAAAUCUUAGUAAACGACCACCAUUUUACUGAGAUUAUAUUUCAUCCCAUUUCAUUUCAUUUAAUUUCAUCCCAGUUGAUUAAUGUUUUAAAUUAAUUAUCUUCAUUUCAUUUCACUCCAUAAUAUCAUUUUUCAUAAAAAUAUGAAUAUAAAUUAAAAUAAGACAUGACUUAAAGGUAUCAGUUACCAGGUCGUAAAAUCCCUUUAAAAAAGUAUGCCUUAUUUUCUUUAUAGCAACUGCGGUCGCUCGGAGCUCGAGCUAUUUGCUUAGCGGUAGGCAGCGGCUUGGCUCUGCUCCUGGCAUUGCUGAAGUCCAUGGGCGACAGUAACCACUUACCAUUAGGUGGGCCGUACGCUCGUCUGCCUACAAAGGCAACAAAAAUUUUUUGGGCCGUUUGGUAUAAUAGUUCCUGGCAUUGGAAAACUCACUAUGUCAUAUGUCAAAGUCAAGAUUCAACCAUGUCAAACUCGCAGUGAUAAAUUCGCAGAAGAUAAAACUGCCUUUUUAAAAUUAAUGCAUAAUGUUUUUUCUAAGAUAUUCAACAUUCUUUAAGAAGUGAAAAUAUGUUAUUUAUCGCACGAUAUUGACUUGCUUUCAUUCAAAGCUUUAAAUAAAUUAUUGCCUUUAAAACGCCUCCAAUGUCAACAAUGCCGAAUAAAGAUAAUAUCCGUACACCAACAACUGAGGUUAAACCUUCAAUCAAUCCAGUGCUACAAGUAGUAACAGCUAAAAGUACAAUGGUACCAAUCAAAGUUGUACCUAAGGCGAUGAAAGAGACACCCAUGUCUCCGCCGUCGAUGAGCCCAGCCGACACGGAGCGCACGGAGCUGCUGGGGUCGUUGACCACACAGCAGCAGCAGAGGACCAGCGCAAGGGUCAUCAAGAAGCUAAAACUCGAGCCCCAAGGAGACAAGAGGGUCGCCAAGAGAUCGGAAGGCGCUUCCGAUGACAUAACAGAAUGCGAGACUCCAAACAAAAUUGACGAUAAGGACGCUUUAAAGUUCCCGACGGUCAAACAGCGCAUGCCCAAGGCUCUGUGGUCCACGGACGAAAAGAAUCUAUUCUUCGAGGCCCUCAAUGAGUACGGGAAGGACUUCGAUGCGAUCACGGCGUACAUCCGCGGUAAAAUAAAGAAGAAAGGAAUGCCUGAAGCCAAUAUGAAGACGAAGACCCAAGUCAGCCAUUUCUACUACAGGACCUGGCAUAAACUAUCUAAGCACGUACGUUUUGAUGAAAACGUAAAGAAGGUAGCGCAAGAGCUAUACGCGUUGAUCAACUACGGCGAGCUCCGCAAGAAGCUGGUGUCGGUGAGCGAGAAGACGUGCGGGCGGCUGGACGAGCUGGUGCGGCGCGGCGGGCUGGCGGUGCGCGCGCGCGGACGCACCCUGCGCGUGCGCACGCCCAUGUGCCCAGCACUGCGCGCGCUCAAUCACAUCACCGAGCGCUCGUGCAGUUCGCGCGUGUGCAGCCGCGCGUGCGUGUCGCUGCGGGCGCGCGACGCGGGCGCGUGGGGGCGCGUGCAGGCCGCCGCGCACAACCCGCGCCUGGCGCUGGCACUGCCGCCGCGCGUCUCCCUGCGCGCGCUGCUGCGGGCCCUGCACGCGCGCUGGAAGGGAACCACCAGCUACAAACACAGGGUCUCCGAGAGCGCGGACACGAAAGGUUCAGAGGAGCUGUGCAGAGAUACAGACGAGUACCCCGCCCUGACACAGGGCUGCCCCGAGGACAAAGACGACGAGAAGGAGGAGGACGGACACCACCUCGGCUUGGAAACGGAUCGGGUCAUAGUUCACGAACAGCGACAAGUCAAAAAACUGGCUCUGCACCUGGGCCCCAGGCCUGACGCGGAGAUCCACAUCCCGGUGGUCAGUCCCAGCGAACAGCUGUCCAGCCAGAAGAUCUGCUUCUCUUCGUACCUGGAGAGGAUGGGGAAACUCCGUCGGGACAAGGACGGGGUCGGAGCGAAGAUCCGCACGCCGAAGCGGCUGCGCAAGGACAGCGCCACGGAGAGGGAGCUCGACACCAAGAAAUACAAAACGGACGACAACGAGAAGCUGAUCAACAUCGACGAGACCGCCAUCGACGGCGUGGAGCUCAUGGCCUCCUACAGGCACCACCUCGACGACGAGGAGAAACCCAGCACCGAGGACGAGAAAGAGGCGCCGGAGGAGUACGCCGACCGGGAGAAGGACAUGUCCGAGAGGGAGAAGGACAGCCUGUCCGAGCUGGAGGACGACGACAAGUACAACAAGAGCGACACGGACAACGACAGCGACCCGGGGAGAGCCGACAGGAAGGAGCAGAAGCUGAACAACCUCAAGGUAAAAUUCCGCAUAAGACAAAAGAAACGAGGCGGCUCGAUAUACACGCUGGUCAUGGAUAAGGAUGACGACCCCGGACUCAAGGACGAUACUUUGAAGGUAGACGACGGUAUGAAGGUAGACGAAGAGAUCAAGCCCCAGAUAGACGUGGACACAGCCCUCAAGCAGAUCCGGAGGGGCUGGAGCAUCCACGACGCCGGAGAUUUGACCAUAGGGGAUCUUUAUUUAAUGUUCGGUUCCCGAUCGAAAAUAGAGCUGGACUACUGGUGGGCGGUGCCCACUCCGCCCCUGCCCGGGCCCCCCAGCAUAGAGAAGAAAGACAAGCCUGAAGCGCCGUGCGCGGACAGGAAGGACAGGACACCGGACAAAGGCGACAGCUCUGUGGAAGAUGAAGGGAAAAGAGAGAGUGACAAUGAUAUAUUUUCACCAAAGAACACGUAUAGUCAAGACAGCAACGACGGCGCUUCUGGAGACGAGAGAAAAGGUGAGCAGACCUUAUCCCCGGAGCACAAGUGGAGCGGAUCUUUGAAACUGGUCUCCAAGCUUCUCAACCGCCCGACGCCGGCCGCCUCCGUUUCUCAGAAUGGGUUUGCGCUGCUCAGCGAGAGGCUGAAGCGUCUGCUGUCGAUGGCCGGCAAUCCCGCCGUGCCGCCCCCGCCCGCCGCCGCCUGCCGCUGCCGCCCCCCCGCGCCGAAACCUCCACCCCGCGCGCCCCCCGGCCCCGUGUUCCGCCCCCCCGCUCCCUCUCCCGUCCCGCCCCCCGCCCGCCCCGCGUCGCAGGAGGGCGUGCCCCUGUGGCGGCGCCGCCCCCCUGCCGCCAACAAGCGGGUCGUGGUGCAGCGGCUCCUGCCACUACUGCCUAAACUGCCGCAGCAUACCGAUCUGAUCCCGGUGGAGAUGGUGCCGGGCCCCGCCGCGGCGGCCCCCAAGAUCCUGCCGAAGCCUCCCGUCCUCACCGAACAAAAAACUAACGGGCCGCAGUUCUACGUGCUGAGCGAGUCGGAGGGACAGUUCUACGUGCACGACGGCGGCCGCAGGAUCCCCCUCACCGCCGCCGACUGCAACAACAAAGAUGAAUAUGAUGAAAAUGGCUUAAGCACUGAGUCAAUAAAUUCUGAGGAAGCUACGGAGCCUUCUGCGUGCCCUCAGGAGAAGAGCGCCGCUGAAGACGAACGGGACCCCGGCGCCGGGGACCAGAAACUUGAAGCCAGUAUGGAGAGUUUGCUCCCGUCGGAGUCGAUGUCCCUCUCCCCGUCCCGGCUGCUGCGGGAGGCGGAGGGCUGGCUGGAGGGUUCCGUCCACGACUUCUCGCUCAGCAGCUUCCUCGGGCACCUCGAAGGGAAUAGACCACCGGAAUUAGCGCCGGCCCCCCCCGCGAGCCCGCGCCGCCCCGUGCCCAUCGCGCCGCGGCCGGACUCCGAGGCUCCUCCUCCGUUGUCACUGGAGGGCCUGCCCCCCUGGCGGCGCCGCACUCCUGCCCCCAACAAGCGGGUCGUGGUGCAGCGGCUCCUACCGUUGCUGCCGAAGCUGCCGUCGCACACAGAUCUGAACCCGGCGAAAGUGUCCCCGAGCCCGGCCCCGGCGCCCCCCAAGCUGCUCCCGCGGCCCCCCGCCGCCGACACCGCGCGGGACGGGCCGCAGUUCUACGUGCUGAGCGAGUUGGAGGGGCAGUUCUACGUGCACGACGGCGGCCGCAGGAUCCCCCUCACCACCACCACCUCCGCCGAGCGCAGGGACGAAUCUGACGAAGUUAACGUGAAGAAAGAGGAAACUGAAAGCGUCAGUGAACCCUCGACCUGCCCCCCGGAGCAGUCCCCUGGCGAGGACGAGGGGCAGCCCGCCGGCGCCGACCAGAAGCGUGACGCCGACCUCGGAAGCUUCCUUCCGUCGGAGUCGAUGUCCCUCUCCCCGUCCCGGCUGCUGCGGGAGGCGGAGGGCUGGCUGGAGGGCUCCGUCCACGACUUCUCACUCAGCAGCUUCCUCGGGCACCUCGACGGGAACAGACCACCGGAACUAGCGGUGGACUCCCAGCUGCACUCCCUGAUGGCGGAGUCCAGCGUGGACUACGUGGCCAAGUUCGCCGAUCUCGCCGCAGAGGUCAACGCUCUCGCCCCUGGACUCGACGGCCGCGACGCGCCGCGCCCCGCCGACCUCAAGUGAGGCCCCCCCGUUCGGCGCCCCGGACCUCACAUGGGUCCCCCGCUCGCCGCUGCAGGGACGAGAAACAAGAAUUUAAUUUUAAAAUGACUUUUGAAAUAGUGUAAAUAUUGAUGUAUUAAAUCGCAACAAAUAUUUUAAUUGUGUACGUAACUCUGAGGUGCGCAAUUUUAAUUAAAUAUCAAACAACAAAGA